Messenger RNA from Odobenus rosmarus divergens (Pacific walrus), 920 nucleotides. It is a transcript of the gene LIPT2, whose product is annotated as lipoyl(octanoyl) transferase 2 (putative). Lineage: Eukaryota; Metazoa; Chordata; Mammalia; Carnivora; Odobenidae. Gene Ontology annotation, molecular function: lipoyl(octanoyl) transferase activity. Gene Ontology annotation, biological process: protein lipoylation. The record is from RefSeq and is a predicted model, not a curated record. The coding region runs from base 1 to 726 and encodes 241 amino acids. Gene Ontology annotation, cellular component: mitochondrion. The transcript has 2 exons.
AUGCGGCUGCCCGCGGUACGGCUGGUGCGGCUAAGCCGGAUACCGUACACCGAGCUGCUGGCCCUGCAGGAGCGCUGGCUGCGGCGGCUACAGGCCGAGCCAGGCACUGAGGCGGGCGCGCUCCUGCUCUGCGAGCCCGCGGGGCCCGUGUACACAUCCGGGCUGCGCGGCGGCCUGACGCCGGAGGAGACGGCGCGGCUGCAGGCCUUGGGCGCCGAGGUACGCACCACAGGCCGCGGUGGCCUGGCCACCUUCCACGGCCCAGGCCAGCUGCUCUGCCAUCCGGUCCUAGACUUGCGACGCCUGGGCCUGCGCCUGCGCACGCACGUAGCGGCGCUGGAGGCGUGCGCCGUGCGCUUGUGCGAGUUCCAGGGCUUGUCCGGUGCUUGCGCGCGGCCCCCGCCCUACACUGGCGUCUGGCUUGGGGAGCGCAAGGUCUGCGCAAUAGGAGUCCGCUGUGGAAGGCACAUCACAUCCCAUGGCCUGGCUCUGAACUGUUCUACAGACCUUGUGUGGUUUGAUCACAUUGUCCCCUGCGGGCUGGUUGGGACAGGUGUCACCUCUCUGAGUGAGGAGCUCCAAAGGCACGUCACUGUGGAUGAAGUAAUACCACCUUUCCUUGAGGCCUUUAAAGAGACCUACAAGUGCACGUUGAUCUCAGAGGACAGCUCCAACUGUUCAUGUUAUCACAGCUGGGAGGUCCUGCUUGAAAAGCACCAAGACUGACUUGGGAGUCACUGAAACCCAGAUUCUAGACUUGGCUCUGUCAUUCACUCACCAUGAGACUAUGAGCAAAUUAUGACCUCUUAGCCAUUGUUUCCAUGUGUUUGCUGGUUUAUUUAUAUCUUCUCACCUACCUCAGAUACAGUAGAUGUGAAAACAUUAUGAAAAGCAACACAUGCUAUGUAAAUGUAACAUUA